Molecule: messenger RNA, 1449 nt
Organism: Cinara cedri
Lineage: Eukaryota; Metazoa; Arthropoda; Insecta; Hemiptera; Aphididae
Source: the annotation of a GenBank genome assembly
GAUUAAAGAUAUAUAUCUCUGUGUAUUUUAAUUUAUGUCUGUGAGAAAAUAUGCUAACGGUUAUCAAUUUAUCAUAAUAUUGUUUUUGAAGUAUCAAUAUUUUAAAUGAUAAGACUUCUUUUAAAGUUUUUAAGUUUAUUAGUUUUUACACAUAAUUUGUUUAAGUCUAACAAUGUACUCAACAGUUUUAUGUAAAAAGUUCGUAUCUACUUCAAUCAUACAAGAAUUAAGCAGAUCACUAAAUGUUGUCAUGAUCGGUGUGCUGAGUAAAAAUACAAUCAGAUUAGGUUGUGUUAAACUGUUUAGUCAUAACACCAGUGUUCAAUUGAAUAAGCCAUCGUUUCUUCAAACUAAAUCUAAAACCUCAAUUAUCUUUAAUUCAGAUAGAUAUUAUUGUAAGAACUAUAGUCCGUUUCCAAAUGUACCAGAAUUUCCGCCCGUAAUAUGGCCUAAUAUGUUCAAAUCUAUCAAAGCCUUAUUGUUUUCCUAUCUGAUAAUAAAACCCCAGUAUGACAAUGAAUUUAGUCUCCAAGAUUUCGCCAAACAUUCAAAAAAGGUCAUGACUAUUCUUAAUAUUAGGGUCAUCAAUAAUAAUACUGUUAUUAUUUAUAUAAUUUGCAGGCUGUUGAAGUAGUGUCUAAUUAUAUUGCAAAGCGAGAUUUUUCUAGUUUAGAGGGCCUUGUUACCGGAGAUGUGCUAGAACAAGUGAAAUCAAUUGUAUCAAAAUUAAACGAUGAAGAAAUUAAAGAUUUGGGGUUCAAUAAUGAUGAUAUUUAUUUAUUUUUACCUGUUCAAUUAGAUAUUAUAAAUGAUAUAAAAUGCAAGUAAAUCUCAACAGUUAUUGGAUUUUUAACAUAAAUUUAUAUUAUAUAUAUUUUUAUUAUAUUUAUCAUAUUUUAAUUUUAUAGUGAAAGACAGGCGUUUUGUUGAAAUAACAAUGUGCUAUCAUGCUAUUCAUAACUUAGAAGAAAUCAAAGAAAGAUCCAAUGAAAUAAUUGACAUACAAAACGAAUUAAAGAGCAGUAUAUAUGUAUUAAACUACAGAUUUAUUAGAGAAUACACUGAAGGGGUUAAAGAUACAUGGACAGUAAAUGCUAUUAAUCAUUUAAAAGCCGAAGAACAUGAUAAAACAGUGUUCUAAAUGUAAUUAUUUAAUAAUUUUGUCUUAAAUAAAACCUUUAUAGAUGUUUAUUAACUUAAAACAUUUUGAUUGACUAAUAUUAUAUUUAAGCUAAUAUUUAAGGGGCCAAUGCUAGUUAAAACUCCUGUGUAGAAUAUGGUUUAUUUGUUAUCCUAUCAUACUUAUUGUGAAUUGAACUAUUGAAAAUAUAAACAUUGACUAUAUAGCCAAGUAAGUAAUUAAUUCAAUCAAAAGUAUGAUAUGGGUUAUUAUAUAUUUAGGUAAUUUUACCUGAUAAAUGCAAUGGAAUAAAAUCAAAUUCUGAAGUA